UGCUUUUUCGAUGGUGUGAUCUAUUUUGAAGAUUCUGUCGGAAUUCACUGCACGAGUUCAAUGCUUCAGCUUCCUUCCAUAAAUGAAAAAGGGGGCAAUUUUAGGCUAAAAAUGGCGGAUUUGAUCGAUGUCAUGGCCGCCUUUCCAUUGGGGAGGCCUCAAAAUCUCAUCUUGGCGACUCCUCAUAUGAGGAAUCUAACCCAUAGCUUCCCGGAUUUGAGCUCUAGGAGCCGGGCGCUGCGCUGUGUCACCGCUGGCGUUCAGCCGUCUGGCGGCGAGGUGUUCUCGGUGACCUCGUCGAGCAAGUCCAUUGUUGAUUAUCUUGGGGAGAGUACCAAAGGUGAUAUGAAUGUCAAGGAGGAGCAUCUGGAGGCAUUUGGCGUUGAUGGCGAGACGACCUUACAUGGUCCAAUUGAGGAGAUAGCUAGGAAAGAAUUUUUAGAAGCAGAGGCAUUACUCAGUGAGUUGGGAAUUAAGGACCCUUUUACAACAAGGCAUUCUCCACGGGGUAUAUUUUGUAGUCGGACUUUAAAUCUCCGGUCAAUCAGUGCCAUUGGUUAUGACAUGGAUUAUACUCUGAUUCAUUAUAAUGUGAUGGCCUGGGAAGGGCGUGCAUAUGAUUAUGGAAUGGCUAAUCUUCGGAGCAUGGGUUUUCCAGUUGAUGGUCUGGAGUUUGAUCCUGACUUGGUUAUUAGGGGACUUAUUAUGGAUAAAGAGCUUGGUAACUUAGUUAAAGCUGAUCGGUUUGGCUACGUGAAAAGGGCUAUGCACGGUACCCAAAUGUUGUCAACUCCAGCUGUUAGUGAAAUAUAUGGUAGAGAACUGGUUGAUCUGCGAAAUGAUAGUCGAUGGGAGUUUCUUAAUACCCUUUUCUCGGUCUCAGAAGCUGUGAUGUACAUGCAGAUGGUUGACAGAUUGGAUGAGGGGGUCAUACCAGCAGAACUUGGACCACUGGAUUAUAAGGGACUUUUUCAGGCUGUUGCAAAAGCGCUCUUCAGGGCUCAUGUGGAAGGUCAACUUAAGAGUGAAAUAAUGGCUGAACCAGAUCGUUUUGUAGAGCCUGAUCCAGAGCUUCCAUUGGCGCUUUUGGAUCAAAAGGAGGCUGGUAUGAGGUUGCUAUUGAUUACCAACUCGGAUUACCACUAUACAAAUAAAAUGAUGCAUCAUGCCUUCAAUAGAUAUCUUCCUAAUGAUAUGCAAUGGCGAGAUCUGUUUGACAUGGUUAUAGUUUCUGCUAGAAAGCCAGAAUUUUUCCAAAUGUCACACCCAAUGUAUGAAGUUGUAACGAGUGAUGGGUUAAUGUGCCCUUGCUUCAAGGCACGCUCUGGGGGCUUGUAUUCUGGAGGCAGCGCUCAGAUAGUAGAGAACUCCCUUGGUGUUCACGGUGAUGAAAUUUUGUAUGUCGGUGAUCAUAUAUUCACUGAUGUAAGCCAGUCAAAAGUGCAUCUGCGAUGGCGGACAGCUUUGAUUUGUCGAGAAUUGGAGGAUGAGUUAAAUGCAUUAAUCCACAGUCAAGGCCAUAGAGUAGCACUUAUAGAGCUCGUGCAGCAAAAGGAAGUUAUUGGAGAUCUAUUUAAUCAGCUACGCCUUGCACGGCAACGCCGAAGUAAAGAUCGCCCAGCUCAGACUCUUGCUGCAACUCGAAUGGAUGACCAAGAACUGACAGAGAGCAUGCAGAAAUUACUUAUUGUGAUGCAAAGAUUGGAUGAGAAAAUUGCACCCAUGUUAGAAAAAGACGGGGAACGCUUCAAUAAAUGGUGGGGUUAUCUCUCUCGCGCUGGUCUAUGGGAUAAAAGCCAUCUUACAAGACAGAUAGAGAAGUAUGCUGAUAUAUACACAUCGAGGGUUUCAAAUUUCCUACACUAUACGCCGUUCAUGUACUUCCGCUCUCAAGAACAGAAUCUCGCGCACGAUUCGAACUCAUACACUUCUCGAGAUGUUAAUGGAGCCACACUGAGCAUGUAAUUCUCUUAUUCUCAACUCUGCAUUAUUAUUUGCACCAUAUUCCGUAAACAACAAUAGCAAAUACUCGAGGAGUUCAUUGAAUAAACAUAAAUGCAUGACAUUACAAUGCUUAUGUUACAACA
Messenger RNA from Dioscorea cayenensis subsp. rotundata (Guinea yam), 2087 nucleotides. RefSeq names its product cytosolic purine 5'-nucleotidase. Lineage: Eukaryota; Viridiplantae; Streptophyta; Magnoliopsida; Dioscoreales; Dioscoreaceae. The coding region runs from base 61 to 1965 and encodes 634 amino acids. The record is from RefSeq and is a predicted model, not a curated record. Gene Ontology annotation, molecular function: 5'-nucleotidase activity. The transcript is spliced from 17 exons.